Rhodotorula toruloides NP11 is the source of this 420-nucleotide messenger RNA. RefSeq names its product vesicle transport protein GOT1B. The transcript is spliced from 7 exons. The coding region runs from base 1 to 420 and encodes 139 amino acids. Gene Ontology annotation, cellular component: COPII-coated ER to Golgi transport vesicle; Golgi membrane; Golgi cis cisterna. Lineage: Eukaryota; Fungi; Basidiomycota; Microbotryomycetes; Sporidiobolales; Sporidiobolaceae. Gene Ontology annotation, biological process: endoplasmic reticulum to Golgi vesicle-mediated transport; retrograde transport, endosome to Golgi. The record is from RefSeq and is a predicted model, not a curated record.
AUGUGGCUGACAGACGCACAAAAAAUUGGCGUCGGCCUGACGUCGUUCGGCGCGUUCUUCAUGUUCCUCGGGGUGGUGAUGCUGUUCGACGGGCCUUUGAUUGCGUUGGGAAACAUCUUGUUCGUGAGCGGGCUGCCGCUGAUCAUUGGGCUGAGAAAGACGAUGUACUUCUUCUCCCGGAGGCAAAAGCUGCGAGGGACCGUCGCCUUCGCAGCUGGCAUCCUCCUCGUCUUCCUCAAAUACCCCUUCUUCGGCGUCAUCAUCGAGAUGUUUGGUUUCCUCAACCUCUUCGGAGACUUCUUCCCCGUCGUGCUGAGCUUCAUGCGACAACUGCCCGUGAUCGGGCACUUCUUGAGCGCGCCAGGCGUGCGACAGGUUACGGACCGGAUAUGCGGCGUGCGGAAGCAGUCGCCAGUGUAG